Pestalotiopsis fici W106-1 is the source of this 1707-nucleotide messenger RNA. RefSeq lists its product as uncharacterized. Lineage: Eukaryota; Fungi; Ascomycota; Sordariomycetes; Amphisphaeriales; Sporocadaceae. The transcript has 2 exons. Gene Ontology annotation, molecular function: DNA-binding transcription factor activity, RNA polymerase II-specific; RNA polymerase II cis-regulatory region sequence-specific DNA binding. The record is from RefSeq and is a predicted model, not a curated record. Gene Ontology annotation, biological process: regulation of transcription by RNA polymerase II. The coding region runs from base 1 to 1707 and encodes 568 amino acids.
AUGUCAGCAUCCAACCAGUCUCAAUCCUCUAGUAGUCCUUCCAAUACCCAGCCGUGCGUCGUUGAUCCUCUCGACAUGCUCGACUUCUCAGAGUACGACGGCCUCUCAUAUCAGUCGCCGUCUGUUUCCCCAGCCAGCAGCUCGAAGCCCCAGUUCGCUCGCCAGACACCAUCAGCGCCCACCGGCGCCAUGCCUUCCGGCCCUCAGAUGCAUGGCCCCAGCCAUCGCUACGAUCAAUACAAGCAGCAGACUCCCUUCGUCCCUGGAGCUCUCGCCUCGACAAUGACCAUUAACCAGCAAGUUGGACACAUUGGAUACACAUUGGACUACGCUCAGUCGAGUCCAAACGACGACAUGUUUGACUUCAACGCCGGUCCUUCGCCAAACUUGGAAAUGGAGUUCGAGUCUCGCGAGCCCUCAUUCUACUUCCCUGGUGAUACCAUCAACCCGAACGCCAUUGCUGGCCGAGAGCAGUCGUUGCCCUCGCCCCCGGCGCUCCAGAGCAACAUUGGCCGCAUGUACCCGGGUAUGCACCAGCAACAGGCCAUUGCCAAGGCUCAGGCACAGCAGAGGCAGCAACAGCAGAUCAUCCAGCAGCAGCAGCAACAGAGGCAGCAGGCCAAGCAAAAGAGUGUUCAGCCCUCGGACCCAAUGGUGGAGCAGAAGAUCACUCAGUUGCUGAACUCGAUGAGAGCCAACCCCAAUGGCAUGGACAUGGGCGAGUCGCCAAUGGCCAACAUGCCCCGUAUCCGCAAGGAUGAGGAGGACAUGGACGAUGAUGAGCGUCUGUUGAACAGUGAGGAAGGAAAGAAGCUUAGCAGCAAGGAGCGUCGCCAGCUCCGCAACAAGGUUUCCGCCCGUGCCUUCCGUUCAAGGAGAAAGGAAUACAUCACCCAGCUGGAGUCUGAGAUUGCUACCAAGGUCACUGAGAACGGUGAUCUCCGUGCCCAGAACCGUGCUCUCCUCGAGGAGAACAAGCGCCUGUCUGACCUCACUCGCAUGCUUCUGUCUUCGCCUUCAUUCUCCAACUUUCUGGACCACCUGAGCCAGAACCCCAACCCAGCUCCUCAGCAACAGCAGCUGGCCGCUCAGAUGGCACAGAGACGGACAGAGCAGCGCCAAGUCCCCAAGGACGUCAACGCCUACGCUGCUGGACGUCAAGCUCAGCAGCAGCAAAUUGGUAUGGUUAUGAUUCCGGAGCAGACCAUGGACUUCUCCAUGCUCAACAUUGCCGAGUCAACCGAGGCUUACAACUACCAGCCUCAGGUUUUUGCCGUCCUUGAGACCCCUGAGAUGCCUGAGAUCGAUACCGCUGUCCUUUCUGGCAAGACUUCCGAUGUCUUGAGCGAGUCUGUUGACGCUACUGAGAAGGUUGAGAUCGCUCUUCCCGAGGUUCCCGUUCUCCUCGAGUCGGCCAAGACUCAGGUUCCCGAGACCCCUGUUGAGCAGGUCCAGACCGGAAAGGUUGUCGCUGACCUCGACUCUGAUAUCUUUGACGACGAGACCACUGUUUCAUCGUCUUGCCAGUCUAUUGUUGAUGCCCUUUCCACCAUUGUGAUCCCGUCUGAGAAGGCAUCCGUGUUUGAGCUUGUUGAUGCUUCGCAAGAAGAGGCUGUCGCGGCAAGGGCUCUGGCUCGCGUCUCGAGGCUUACUUCCAGCAUAGAGGCUACCAUGUCGAGGCUGGAGCGUCUCACAGCCGACCUAUAA